GAAAGCGAGAAAGCAAAACCCUAAUCACGCAAAUGCUCUCUCUCUCUCUCUCUCUAUAAAACGACGCCGAUCCUCUGCUCCCAACCGCACCCGCAAACCCUAACGCCACCUUAAACCACCCUAGCUCCUCUCCCCGCCCAACACUCUCGCUUCUUCCACCGUCACCAUCCUCCAUCUUCAUCCGUUCAGCUUUGAUUGCGACUGUGGAGAGCUUGUAAACGAUGUCGGACGAGGAAAGGGAGGAGAACGAGUUGGAUCUCACUUCCUCCGAGGUCGUCACCAAGUACAAGAGCGCCUCGGAGAUUGUUAACAAGGCUUUGCAGCUGGUUAUCUCAGAAUGCAAGCCGAAAGCUAAGAUUGUCGACAUCUGCGAGAAAGGGGAUUCCUUCAUUAGAGAGCAAACAGGGAAUAUGUACAAGAAUGUAAAGAGGAAGAUUGAGAGAGGGGUUGCCUUCCCCACCUGCAUUUCCGUCAACAACACUAUCUGCCAUUUCUCCCCGCUAGCAAGCGAUGAGACGGUCUUGGAAGAAGGUGAUAUCUUAAAAAUAGACAUGGGUUGCCAUAUAGAUGGGUUCAUUGCAGUUGUUGCUCACACCCAUGUCCUUCAACAAGGUCCAAUUACAGGCAAAGCAGCCGAUGUUAUUGCUGCGGCCAACACUGCAGCUGAGGUGGCUCUGAGGCUUGUAAGACCUGGAAAAAAGAACAAAGAUGUAACAGAAGCAAUUCAGAAGGUUGCGGCUGCAUAUGAUUGCAAAAUCGUGGAAGGCGUGCUAAGUCACCAGCUGAAGCAGUUUGUGAUAGAUGGGAACAAGGUGAUUUUAAGUGUCUCAAAUCCAGAGACAAGAGUCGAUGAGGCUGAAUUCGAGGAGAAUGAGGUUUAUGCCGUUGACAUUGUCACAAGCACUGGAGAGGGAAAGCCUAAGUUGUUAGAUGAGAAACAAACAACUGUAUAUAAGAGAGCAGUGGACAGGAACUAUCACUUGAAAAUGAAGGCAUCUAGGUUUAUUUUCAGCGAAAUAAGCCAGAACUUCCCGAUCAUGCCAUUUUCUGCAAGGGCUCUAGAAGAGAAAAGAGCUCGACUAGGAUUGGUGGAAUGUGUGAAUCACGAUCUUCUGCAGCCAUACCCAGUCCUCCAUGAAAAGCCUGGCGACUUUGUUGCUCAUAUCAAGUUCACAGUCCUGCUAAUGCCGAAUGGUUCGGACCGAAUAACAUCCCACCCCUUGCAGGAGCUACAGCCCACAAAAACGGUGGAUGACCCCGAGAUCAAGGCAUGGUUGGCUUUGGGCACUAAGACCAAGAAGAAGGGUGGAGGCAAAAAGAAAAAAGGGAAGAAGGGCAACAAGACGGAAACUACGGAAGCGGAGCCAAUGGAUACAUCAACAAAGGAUGCUGAAUCCCAAGAAUGAACAUCUCUUUUUCUUUUUUGUCACUUCACAGAAUUCUUCCUUGUUUAACUCUCAAUUUUGUUUCAACUCUAAGAUUAAGAUCUACUGUAUCUGCUUGACUGUGAAUUGAUCUUAAUAUAGUGGUUUCAACAUCAGUGAUGCUCGAAGACAAUGUUUGGUUUUGAGUUCUCA
Punica granatum (pomegranate) is the source of this 1577-nucleotide messenger RNA. The record is from RefSeq and is a predicted model, not a curated record. NCBI's taxonomy places the organism in Eukaryota, Viridiplantae, Streptophyta, Magnoliopsida, Myrtales, Lythraceae.